This is a messenger RNA of Nymphaea colorata (pocket water lily), 339 nucleotides long. RefSeq names its product nuclear transcription factor Y subunit B-9-like. Gene Ontology annotation, cellular component: CCAAT-binding factor complex. Gene Ontology annotation, biological process: regulation of transcription by RNA polymerase II. The coding region runs from base 1 to 339 and encodes 112 amino acids. NCBI's taxonomy places the organism in Eukaryota, Viridiplantae, Streptophyta, Magnoliopsida, Nymphaeales, Nymphaeaceae. The record is from RefSeq and is a predicted model, not a curated record. Gene Ontology annotation, molecular function: RNA polymerase II cis-regulatory region sequence-specific DNA binding; DNA-binding transcription activator activity, RNA polymerase II-specific; protein heterodimerization activity. The transcript has 2 exons.
AUGGAGGGGAAGUCACUAAUCAAGAGCGGAAAAACUACACCUGCAUGGUCAUCCUCUGUUGGGAAACAACCACUUCCGAGUUUCAGUGACUCCGAAGCAGCAGAGGAGCUACUGGAGCAGUUGGUACCAACGGAAGACAUAAUGAGGAUUAUGCGAAAGUGCCUGCCUGCUCAUGCUAAGGUCUCCGACGAAGCCAAGCAGGCCGUCCAGGAGAGCGUGCUUCGCUUCAUCUCCGCCGUCACCAGCAUCGCCGGCGAGCACUGCAGGCAGCAGCAGAGGCAGGUGGUGACGAGUGAAGACAUGCUCGUCGCCCUCAAGCGGCUCUGCUUCAAUGGCUAA